AUGGCAGAUAUUAAGCCGAUCUCAAAAGACGACGGGAAUUGCAGUAGCAGCGAAGAAACACCAGCGCAAAAGAAAUUUGAAAAGACCAUUGAAACAACAACAACGCAAACAAAUCGAAUUGCAGAAAUUACAAUGUCAUCGUCGUUGCUGUCUUCGAUAGAGAAAUUAAAGGGAAGGGAGAAUUACUCAUCGUGGAAGUUCUCAAUUGGAAGCUACCUAGCAAUCGAAGACUUGUCGAAGUGCUUCACAGGCGAAGAGACAGACUUAUUGCAAAAAAAUACCACAAAUGACUUUGCAAACUCAACGCCCAAAUGUGUUUGUGAUGGAGCUUUGGUUCCACGCUUGAGUGAAAAUGGUAAAGUGCUGGAGAUAUGCCCAGAAAGCAAAUGCCAGCAUGAAGCGCGCAACACCACACUUAUAAAGGUCGUUGUCAUCGUUGUUAUUUGGAUUAUAUCAAUUCUGGUGAUAUACAUGCUCUUCCUCAUUUGCUUGGAUCCCUUACUCAACAAACGUGUUAAAGCGAAUUAUCAGGAACACACAAACGAAGAUGACGACGCAAGUGCUACUGCCCCACCAUUACCAACCGGCAUGGUAAAUCAAGAGUUGAACUCGCGUGCCAAUGUAUUGAAUCGUGUUGGCCAUCAGACGGAUAAGUGGAAGCGCCAAGUACGCGAACAACGUCGUCACAUCUAUGACCGACGCACAAUGUUGAACUAAAUUUUUGAAAUUUGAAUAUCAAUCGUAUUCAACAUUAUUAUUUUUGAAUUUAUCUUAAUUAAGACAUGUCAAGUGUAAUCGGUAUAUCUCAUGAAAAUUUAUAUACAUACAUGUCAUCACCAGCAGCAA
This is a messenger RNA of Rhagoletis pomonella (apple maggot), 846 nucleotides long. RefSeq lists its product as uncharacterized. The transcript is spliced from 2 exons. Gene Ontology annotation, cellular component: lysosomal membrane. The coding region runs from base 1 to 717 and encodes 238 amino acids. The record is from RefSeq and is a predicted model, not a curated record. NCBI's taxonomy places the organism in Eukaryota, Metazoa, Arthropoda, Insecta, Diptera, Tephritidae.